This is a messenger RNA of Schistocerca serialis cubense, 1457 nucleotides long. RefSeq names its product translocating chain-associated membrane protein 1 (gene TRAM). The transcript has 7 exons. The record is from RefSeq and is a predicted model, not a curated record. The coding region runs from base 132 to 1292 and encodes 386 amino acids. Lineage: Eukaryota; Metazoa; Arthropoda; Insecta; Orthoptera; Acrididae. Gene Ontology annotation, biological process: SRP-dependent cotranslational protein targeting to membrane, translocation; protein insertion into ER membrane. Gene Ontology annotation, cellular component: endoplasmic reticulum membrane.
CGUGGUGUGUGGGGGGGACAACACACAGCUUCUGUUCAGGGGCAGACUGCUACUUCCUUUUGCUGGACGUGCGCUUUGCACAGCUGUUUGGCUGUUAACCAGCUGCGAGUACUGGGUACGCAAACUCGAAGAUGGGACUUAAACCAAGAAAAUCGUCGUCAAAAAAUCCACCAAUCUUUAGUCAUGAAUUUUUCAUUCAAAAUCACGCAGAUAUUGUAUCUUGCGUUGCAAUGGUGUUCAUUAUUGGUCUUAUGAUACAGGUGACAUCACCGUUUGCAUAUAUGUUCAUUGCUGUUCAUCAUAAUGUAACGCAGGAGACCGAAACCCCACCUGGUGAAAUACCUGUGGUGCAUUAUACAUAUGGCUUGAAAGAUUUGUGUGCUGUUUUCUUUUACUUCCUUAUCUGCAUUGUAAUGCAUGCUAUAAUUCAAGAAUAUGUACUGGACAAAAUAAGCCGCAAAUUACACCUGUCUAAAGUGAAACACAGGGAAUUCAAUGAGUCAGGGCAAUUGAUAAUAUUCUAUCUCCUCUCAGUGCUGUGGGGUGGAGAUGUGAUAUUCAGGGAGGAGUAUUUCAUGAAUAUAUCCUUGCUGUGGGAUGGAUACCCACACAACACGAUGAUAUUCAUGUUCAAGUUUUUUUACAUUAUACAACUUUCCUACUGGCUCCACUGUUUUCCAGAGCUAUACUUGCAAAAAACAAAAAGAGAAGAUAUGCCAGCCCGUAUUAGACUGGCAAGCAUUUCUCUUGUUUACAUUCUUGCAGCAUACUUACUAAACUUCUCUCGUGUUGGAAUUUGUCUGUUAGUUCUACAUUACAGUUCUGAGGGCAUGUCACAUGCUGCCAAACUCUUGCAUUUCAUUGACAAAAGUGAAAAUGACAACACAGUUGGUUUCAUGGUUGCAAAUGUGAUGUUUGUUAUUGUGAGACUGGGUUCCAUAAUUUUAUCGGUCCUGACGUUUUGGUAUGGCCUGGCACUCAGUGACAAUCAAGGACUCGAUAUUGCGACAGGAAAUUUCAACAUACCAGUGAUUAGGAUAGCAGCAUUGGUAGCAGUUUGCACGCUACAGGCCUGGUUGAUGUGGAACUUCAUCACACAGCAGCUGAAGAAGCUGCGAGAACAGGCUGCACUGCAGGCCCCUGCACGAAAACCCAAGCAGGACAAGCGAGCUGCCAGCAAGAAGAAGAAGGAGGAGCACAAACGCAAAGAGGAAGAUGAUGAACUGCCAGAAGUGGAUCAAAAUACUAAGAAGUCACUGCGAUCCAGAGCUACUGCAGUGAAGUCCAAAUGAUACAGACACCGUGGUAGAGAUAAAUCAUGAACAUCACAUUCCAUCUUGUUGAUAGCAGAAGUUUGCACACAUUUCCAUACCAUCAUACGUCUUCAUUUGGUUGUCAGUGAGAGUUUGCACAGUUUGUGAAAGUUAACAGGUUAAAAAAAAAAAAAAAAAAAACAA